UAUGUUCUCAAACACACACACACACUUUUACAUGGAUUCUCUCCCAUUAAAUAUACCUUUUUGCCCAUCUACUCAGACACACUAGAGAGAGAUAAGAGAAGAGAGAGUCACUCUGAAGUGAGACUAGAGACUCUGCAAACCACAAAAAUGUCCACUAAAGAAGAAACUCAAGCUUCACUUCCCACCCAAAGGUUGUUGGGGAAAGUGGCAUUGGUCACAGGUGGAGCCACCGGUAUUGGAGAGAACAUUGUUCGUCUAUUUCACAAACACGGUGCAAAAGUUUGUUUGGUUGAUAUCCAAGACAACCUCGGCCAACAAGUUUGUGAAAAGCUCGGGGGUGAUCCCAACGUGUGUUAUUUUCACUGUGAUGUUACCAAAGAAGAUGAUGUUAGCCGGGCUGUUGAUUUCGCCGUUGAAAAGUUUGGAACUCUUGACAUCAUGAUCAACAAUGCUGGCAUCUCAGGCUCACCCUGCAAGGACAUACGCAAUGCUGACUUAGCAGAGUUUGACAAGGUGUUCGAUAUUAAUGUAAAGGGAGUUUUUCUAGGAAUGAAACACGCCUCUCGGGUAAUGAUCCCUAAAAAGAAAGGCAGCAUAGUUUCUUUGUGUAGUGUAGCCAGUGCACUCGGGGGAAUCGGUCCUCAUCCUUAUACAAGCUCUAAGUAUGCUGUUUUGGGGCUAACAAAGAAUGUUGCAGCUGAGUUGGGACUUCAUGGCAUACGAGUCAACUGUGUUUCGCCUUAUGCCACUCCAACAAACUUGGCUUUGGGUCAUUUGCCCGAGGAAGAGAGAACCGAGGAUGCGUGGACAGGGUUUCGUGAGUUUGUUGGACGAAAUGCGAAUCUACAGGGCGUGGAAUUGACAGCUGAGGAUGUGGCAAACUCUGUGCUUUUCUUGGCAAGUGAUGAAGCAAAGUACAUAAGUGGUGAUAAUCUCAUGGUUGAUGGGGGAUUCACUAGUGUUACUCACUCAUUAAGAGUCUUUAGAUGAAGAAAAACAUUCAUAUUGUUUCAAGUUAUCAUAUGAAUUUUUACAGUUCAAUUUAAUUGGAUUGGAUUACCUUCUUAGAUUUGAAUCAAGUUAUGUUUUAAUGUU
Messenger RNA from Cannabis sativa, 1095 nucleotides. Its product is annotated as (+)-borneol dehydrogenase 2. Gene Ontology annotation, biological process: abscisic acid biosynthetic process. The record is from RefSeq and is a predicted model, not a curated record. Lineage: Eukaryota; Viridiplantae; Streptophyta; Magnoliopsida; Rosales; Cannabaceae. Bases 148 to 990 code for a protein of 280 amino acids. Gene Ontology annotation, cellular component: cytosol. The transcript has 2 exons. Gene Ontology annotation, molecular function: xanthoxin dehydrogenase (NAD+) activity.